Molecule: messenger RNA, 870 nt
Organism: Trypanosoma brucei brucei TREU927
Lineage: Eukaryota; Euglenozoa; Kinetoplastea; Trypanosomatida; Trypanosomatidae
Exons: 1
Coding region: 1-870 (289 amino acids)
Source: RefSeq, a predicted model, not a curated record
AUGGUAGUCUCUCAGAUAGGGGUGCGCACGGCGGAUGAUAGUAAGUAUGAGGCUCACGAGAAGAAGCUGAUGGAGGAUAUCGCCAGACAGAAUAAGAACCCAUUCGAGUGCAGCGCCGACUUUUUGUUUGGGGCAAUUAGCGUUAUGUAUCGUGACUACUUGUAUGCUUCCGGUACCAUGCUAUUAAUGUGGACCUGGUGGGGCGCAUACCCGACAUAUUCACGCCUUCGCCACAAGAACAUCAUGCGCUUCCGUCGGAGGAGGCAAUGGGAAUUCCGUCGUUGGUUCUUCUACACGCGACACAUACCGAAGUGGGACGAAAAAUACCUGCAAGCUGUCGAGCUGCCAAGUCCAUAUGUCGGGCCUGGACCGGUGUUCACGCCAGUAUCCCCCUCAAUGAUAGUGCCUUCACAUGGAUCUCACCGCAGUGAGGCCCUCAUGACCCCUCUGACGGGGACAAGGGCUGAAGACGAUAACUUUUUGGUAAAGGUGAACCACACGGCAGCCGCCUCAUUUGCGGGUGGUGGUUUGAGCAAAAUGGAGACCGGCAUCGCCGCUGGUGUUGCUGCCAUCAACGGAUCUCUGCAGCAGUCGCUACAAACAAGGCGAAUUUUGAGUCGCAAUGAUGUAGACGUGGGGAAGCUACACGAGGAGGUAGCGCAGUUGAUUAAAGCAUCGCGUGGGGUUGUUGUUCUCAAGGAAACACACAAUACCCGCCACUCCGUGCCACUGGGUCGCGAAAUCUGGUGGGUUUCGCUGGAGGAAGCACGACGUCGGUGGGAGUGGUGGUUUUGGGCUAGUAUUCUUGUGGCUGCACGUGUGCUUCAAGACCUCCUCGAUAUGCCAGAGAUGCCAGACUUUGUUCAGUAG